AUGGAGCACAAUAUUCGCAUCCAAGUCGUAUGCCAACCCCCCAAUUCACCUGACCUUAAUGUUCUCGAUCUCGGGUUCUUUCGCGCUCUCCAAACGCUGCAGCAGCGACAAAACUGCAAAACGAUUGAAGAGCUUGUUGAAGCCGUCAAGUCAGCUUGGACAGACAUUCCCAUGGACAAUCUCCAGAGAAACUUCUUGACGCUACAAAGUGUCAUGGUGGAGGUCAUCAAAGCUGCCGGUGGGAAUGGUUUCAGCAUUCCACACAUGAAAAAAGCUCACCUCAGCCGCCGCGGAGAACUGCCAGAAGCGGUGACGUGCCCCCGGGAUGUGUACGAGAGUGGGUGCCAAAAGCUCCAAGAAUUUGACAGUGUGAAGGCUCGAGCCACACUAGCUGACGAGGUCCUUGCACAGCACAUCGACACGACAAUCGAGAUUGCUGAGGAAGCCAUUCUGUCCUCCAACAACUUCAGUCUCCAAUUCAUCCUCAGUACUGAUGGCCUAGAGCACGAGGUCAACGACGACGGAGACUUGCAUCAUGUCAUGUAUUACUUGUGA
Aphanomyces invadans is the source of this 555-nucleotide messenger RNA. RefSeq lists its product as hypothetical. The coding region runs from base 1 to 555 and encodes 184 amino acids. The record is from RefSeq and is a predicted model, not a curated record. Lineage: Eukaryota; Oomycota; Saprolegniomycetes; Saprolegniales; Verrucalvaceae. Gene Ontology annotation, molecular function: nucleic acid binding. The transcript has a single exon.